AUGACGUCUGAGAGUCUAACAGACCCGAAACAUUCUUGGCAGUUACGCUAUCUCUACGGAGGAACUGACUAUAAUACCUACAGGCCCCCGCUCCAAUUCGCACUGCUCAAAGCCAUGGCAAGCCUUCGCAUUUUGAUAUCAGGCGCCGGCAUCGCCGGCCCCGCGUUCGCCUUCUGGGCCACUCGACUCGGACAUGCAUGCACAAUUGUUGAACGUUCCUCUGAGCUUCGCGAUAGCGGUCAGCAGAUUGACAUUCGCAGCCAUGGCAUCGAAGUCACCAAGCACAUGGACAUACUGGACGAGAUUCGAAGUCUUGCUGUGCAGGAAUCCGGAGUGCGCUUCGUCGACAGUCGUGGAGCUGAGCAGGCGUUUUUUUCUGGCACGGAGUCCUCCGCACGAGCACAGGGCUUGAGCAGCGAGUUUGAAAUCAUGCGAGGUGAUUUAUCUCGCUUAUUAAAUUCGAAAAACGCUUCAAGCGUUCAGAUCCUACUUGGUACAACUGUUCAAAGUAUCCAAUCACACCAUGACAGCGCUACCGUCACAUUCUCGGACGGGAGUGUGGGCGAAUACGAUCUCGUUGUCGCCGCAGAUGGUCAGAAUUCCAAGAUUCGACAGCAAAUGUUGAGCGAGAACCCAGCAAUCGCGGACGAGUCGCGCAACCUCGGCGUUUAUAGUGCAUACUACAGAAUACCACGAACAGCGAACGAUUCCGGCUGCGCCACCGUCUACGUUGCCCCCAACGAACGAAUCUUGUGCACCCGAUGGCACAGCACCGAACAGGGCCAGGGCUACUUGGCAACCAUGGCCCACCAAGACGAGAUGGAAGAGGCUUUGAAACAAGGUGUUGACGCCCAGAAGACGCUUUUCGAGAACGUCUUCAAAGAUGCAGGCUGGGAAUCCGGGCGUUUGGUCGACGGCUUGCGGGAAGCAGAUGACUUUUAUGCUCAAAGCGCGGUGCAGGUCAAGAUCAGCGCGUGGUCCAAGGACCGAGUGGUACUGCUGGGCGAUGCUGCGUACUGCCCGACUCCACUAACCGGUAUGGGCACGAGCUUGGCUCUCAUCGGAGCAUACGUUCUCGCAGGCGAAAUAUCGACCGGCGUCGAUAUUGCGACAGCUCUAACGGCAUAUGAAAAGACUCUUCGGCCGUUUGUGCAGAAAUCUCAACAACUACCGCUGGGCUUGCCGAGCUUAGCUUAUCCAUCUAGCGAACUUGGAGUCAAGGCUUUCUAUUGGUUUGCGGGACUGGCUUCGAAAUUGAGCCUGGACAAAAUUGAUGUCACUCCAUCUUUCCUGAAAAGCAAGCCAUGGAUUUUGCCGCAAUACGAGAACCUCGUUGCUUCUUAG
Messenger RNA from Akanthomyces muscarius, 1344 nucleotides. RefSeq lists its product as uncharacterized. The record is from RefSeq and is a predicted model, not a curated record. The coding region runs from base 1 to 1344 and encodes 447 amino acids. Gene Ontology annotation, molecular function: FAD binding. The transcript has 2 exons. NCBI's taxonomy places the organism in Eukaryota, Fungi, Ascomycota, Sordariomycetes, Hypocreales, Cordycipitaceae.